UUUAUAAGGACCAAAAUGCAAAAUUGAUUGACCUAAUUUUCGAUUUUCUUGUCAGUCAAGCAGCCACAAGCCGGCAAUCUGAUGAGAUUAACUGUUCCCACUAAAUUUGCUCAGCCUCAAUCCCCGCCCCUUCUCUUCGCCUCCCUCUUUCAACGCUCCACACGGGUGCCUAAUUGGCUAAGUAGAAGGCCUAUCGUGACUGCGAAUAGGAUGGCUUGGGGUUCGGAGAAAUGUGAUGAGAAGACUGUGGAGCAUUCGACAGCGGGAUUAGUGCGGCCGGCAACUGCAGAUUAUGCAGGAGAGGCGAUUCAAGCGGUCAAGACCGGAAAAGUAAUCGCUGUGCCAACUGACACCCUCUAUGGCUUUGCUUGUGAUGCUUGCUCAAUGGAAGCUGUGCACAGGAUAUAUGAGAUCAAAGGCCGAAAGCAUACUAGCCCCCUAGCUAUCUGUGUUGGGGAUGUUCAAGAUAUACAACGUUACGCCACUACUCACCAUUUACCUCUCGGGUUGCUUGAUUCACUGCUUCCUGGACCUGUAACAGUGGUAUUAAGACGAGGGGAUUCAAGCAUCCUUGAAAAGUCUUUAAACCCUGGGCUGGACAGCAUAGGUGUGAGAGUGCCGGACUCUGAUUUCAUUCGGUUAAUUGCUCGUGGUUCACAGAGCGCCCUGGCCCUCACUAGUGCUAACCUUAGUGGGCAGUCUAGUAGCGUAGAUGUGAAAGAUUUUGAGAACCUUUGGCAGCAUUGUGCGUGCAUUUACAACGGCGGGGUGCUUCCUUCGGGACGUGCAGGAUCAACAGUGGUCGAUCUUACUAGGCCAGGGGAAUUCAAGAUUCUGAGACCGGGAAGUGCGAAGGAGGAGACAAUUGCAAUCCUUGAGAGAUAUGCUCUAGUAGAAGAAAAAUGUCUCUCAUGACCGCAUUCACAGUAUUACUCUUCUCUUCAUGUAUUCUACUAUUCAAUUUUUUUACAGAAUCAAUUCGAUUGCAAUACAUGCAUAAUAUUUAGUA
Messenger RNA from Salvia splendens (bonfire salvia), 1009 nucleotides. RefSeq names its product yrdC domain-containing protein, mitochondrial-like. Gene Ontology annotation, cellular component: cytoplasm. Gene Ontology annotation, molecular function: double-stranded RNA binding; tRNA binding; nucleotidyltransferase activity. The record is from RefSeq and is a predicted model, not a curated record. Bases 82 to 915 code for a protein of 277 amino acids. Gene Ontology annotation, biological process: regulation of translational fidelity. The transcript is spliced from 5 exons. Lineage: Eukaryota; Viridiplantae; Streptophyta; Magnoliopsida; Lamiales; Lamiaceae.